This is a messenger RNA of Talaromyces proteolyticus, 1539 nucleotides long. RefSeq names its product flavin-binding monooxygenase-like protein. The record is from RefSeq and is a predicted model, not a curated record. Gene Ontology annotation, molecular function: N,N-dimethylaniline monooxygenase activity; flavin adenine dinucleotide binding; NADP binding. NCBI's taxonomy places the organism in Eukaryota, Fungi, Ascomycota, Eurotiomycetes, Eurotiales, Trichocomaceae. Bases 1 to 1539 code for a protein of 512 amino acids. The transcript has 2 exons.
AUGGCGAUCAUUGACAGGGCGUUAUCCCUGCUUGCCUUUGCUUUCAAGCACCCUCUGGCGUUCGUAUACAUCGCCUUGCAGGAGAUUUUGAGCCUUGUAUUCUCGCCCUCCCCUCCGCCACCGACCGAUAAGCUUCACCGUCCUAGGAUCGCCGUAAUUGGUGCUGGACUAACCGGCGUCUCCUCUGCCGCUCACUGUGUCGGCCAUGGAUUCGAUGUCAAGAUUUUUGAAGGGAGAGUGAAACAAAAGGGAUUAGGCGGUAUAUGGAGUCGUGUGAACUCGACAUCUGCCCUCCAAAUCCAUUCCAUCAUGUUUCGCUUUCACCCGUCCGUGAAAUGGGAUUCUGCCUACCCAAGCCAAAAGAAGAUAAAAGAGCAAAUAGUCUCAGUUUGGGAACGGUAUGGCCUGGAGAAAAAGACCGUGUUCGAUACGCCUGUGCAAUCGGUGAAGAGGAAUUCAGCUGGUCGGUGGAUCAUCAACGAUAAUGAGGUGGAACAUGGCACUUUUGAUGGAAUUAUUGCAGCUGUGGGAUCAUGCGGAGAUCCACAAAUGAUACAAUUGCCUAGCCACGAAAAGUUCAAAGGCCCAACAUUUCAUUCUUCAGAGCUUGAUGGAAAACAAGUGAAAGGAAAGAAAGUCCUAAUUAUUGGUGGUGGAGCUAGCGCUAUAGAGGCCUUAGAGUAUGCUGUGAAGUGCGGAGCUGCAGAAAUCGAUGUGCUGUCGCGUUCUGACAAAUGGGUGAUUCCCCGCAAUGUCUUUGUUGAUAUGCUGUUAGCACUCAAUAUUUUCGGUGGAGAGACCUCACUCUCUUGGAUACCAGAGUGGUUUUUAAGAAGGUUCUUUUACAGAGAUCUCGACGACAUCUCACCCGCCAAUAAGGGCUUGUAUACAGAUACACCAAUGGUGAACUCUCAACUUUUCGAUCAAAUCCGUGCUGGAAAAGCCAGAUGGCUUCGAGGAGACAUAAUCUCCGCAGAGGAAGAUGGUAUUUUAUUCAACCACCGGGCUAAAGGAGUACCAAAGGGUGGACCAGGUCAUGAAUCGCAAGUCAGGGGAGAUGUCAUCAUUAUGGCAACUGGCUACAAACGACCUUCAAUUUCGUUUCUUCCAGACCAAGUGUUUGAACAGCGUUACGCGCCGCCAAACUGGUAUCUCCAGGUUUUUCCACCUCAAGAUCCCAGCAUCUGUGCCACGAAUAGCACCUACUUAAAUGCUAUCGGAACUGUCGGCAACUACCACAUUGGCAUAUAUACGCGGCUCUUGCUUAUGUUCCUCGUUGAUCCUUUGACGCGUCCCCAAGAACCAUUGAUGAAACUCUGGAUCGACCUGACGAGGUUUCUAAAGAAAUUUGCGCCUACGAAAGCGUUUGACUUUUUCACUUACGCUGAGCUCAUAUAUUGGUAUUGCUUCGUGAGCAUCAUCAAUCCAUUUCGAUGGAAGUGGGUGCCAUUUAUUUUCUUUGGCAUGUUCCGCGGCUUGCCUGCAACAGUCGUUGAACAGGAGGACCGUUUUCGCGAACUGAAUGGAAAGGCUGAGUGA